AUGGAGGAUACCAACGAAAAUGAGAUAUCGCAUGAAGGCUUAGAUGCUGAAAGUAUCGCCAUUCUUUCUGCGGUUGAAUAUCCAGAAGAUCUUUACGACUUUGUCCCAGAGGCAUCUGGUAGUGACGUGGAAGAGGCACGCGAGACCGAUCAAGAAUAUUCCGGCCUGGAUCAACACCAUCUUGAUAUUAUUGCGUUCCUCAACGAAACCUCGCCCGCCACAGACUAUUACGACCAACUGCCUGCACACCUUCUCUCCCCUGAAUCACGUUCAGAUGCAUCCGGAAGUCGUGAUCCUACCACUCCUAGCGAUGACUAUUCUGAGGAUCAACCAAGUAAAGUCGCAUCAGAUGCGCCCCAAGACGCUAAUCCUCCUAGCGAGAAUGAGACUCAGAAUGGCCGAAAGAAACGUCGGCGCUCAAGCUAUGUUGACAAAAAAGCCUUGAAUCGCUACUGGCCGACCCACCCCGCCGUGGUCCGCCCACUGAAUCCGGCUGCCUCCCCUGUCCGUCACCCAAGAGCGUUAACUUUGAUCUUGCACGAAGGUCCACCCUCGCGCCUAAGGCUUGGAACACCACCUAGGCCUCAUGAGCAAGGACGUCUUGGGAAUCCAGACGAAAACGAUUCGAUAAACCAAAUCCAAGAUGAUGAUGAUCUUAACAACCGAAGCCGGGACGACAGCCAAGACGAAGAUGAAGAAUCGAGGCCCAGAUCGAGGAGGAGAUUGGGUUGA
Molecule: messenger RNA, 732 nt
Organism: Puccinia graminis f. sp. tritici CRL 75-36-700-3
Lineage: Eukaryota; Fungi; Basidiomycota; Pucciniomycetes; Pucciniales; Pucciniaceae
Exons: 6
Coding region: 1-732 (243 amino acids)
Source: RefSeq, a predicted model, not a curated record